AAGAUGUACAGGAGGACAACAGGUCUGCGCCGUUGGCAAACUGAACUACUUAUGAGAAGCGUCUGAGUAGGACCGCGCAAGCGCAUGUUCAUCAGAUGUAUGCUUUGUUAAACCCACAACUCCACGCCCUCUCAAGAUCUCGCGAUAUUUGUAGAGCAAUUGAAUUAUUAGAAAAACUACAAAGGAGUGGGGAAGUACCACCACAAAAACUUCAGGCUUUGCAAAGAGUUCUUCAAAGUGAGUUCUGCAAUGCUGUGAGAGAGGUAUAUGAACAUGUUUAUGAAACUGUGGAUAUCAGCAGUAGUCCUGAAGUGAGAGCUAAUGCUACUGCCAAGGCUACUGUUGCUGCCUUUGCUGCCAGCGAAGGACAUUCUCAUCCUCGAGUUGUUGAAUUACCAAAAACUGAAGAGGGACUUGGAUUUAAUAUUAUGGGAGGAAAAGAGCAAAAUUCUCCUAUCUACAUUUCUCGGAUUAUUCCUGGUGGUAUAGCUGAUAGACACGGGGGACUGAAACGAGGGGAUCAACUCCUGUCUGUUAAUGGAGUGAGUGUUGAAGGAGAACACCAUGAAAAAGCUGUGGAAUUGCUAAAGGCAGCACAAGGGAAAGUCAAAUUAGUAGUGCGAUAUACACCUAAGGUCUUAGAAGAGAUGGAGUCACGGUUUGAAAAAAUGAGGUCUGCAAAGCGCAGGCAACAGACUUAAUGUUACAUACAUAGCCCUUACUAAACUUUGUAUUCAUUUUGCAUUUAGCUAAAACAGUUUUACUUAGGACCUACUGAGGGCUGCACUGACCGGGAUUAUAUAAAAAAAGUUCUCAUAAGAUGCUAUUUGCCAUUUUAUAAACUCCUGUUUUAAUAUCAUUUAUGAUUACAGAGAAGCUUUCCCUUUUUUUCUGACAAGAAAAGUAAAAGGCAAUGAGGGCAAUUCUGUCCAACUCUUUUUACAAACCUUUUUCAAAUGCAGUUUUUGUCAUAAAGUUGUUAUAGACUUUUAAAAUGCUUUUUAAAUAUUAAAAUGUACUUUUACAUUCAUGAUUUUUAAAAGCUUCCUUUGCUUAUUUAAAGGUAACAAGUGUGACUCUUUUUUGCUAUUUUUUUAACCUGUGAAAUUUCUUUGUAGUUUUACAAGAAAUGAAGUAUACCAUCAGAAAUCACAGUUUGUCACAAUCUAUAUUACAUAGUCAAUAUUAACGUCAGUGCUGUUUGAUGAACACAUAUAUAAUUUAUGCAAUUUUAACUUGGCAUGACAUGAGAUUUUUUACCUUUAUUUGAAACAUAUUCAAUGAUUUAUACUGAUUUAUCAAAGCAAAUUUUUUUAAACUGAAACAAUCAUUCCUAAGAAGUGUUAUUCUUUCAUUAUAUUUGAAAAGAAUGUUAUUUGAUUCUGUUAUCCCUGGUUACAUCUUUCUUACUAAUUUGUAUUCAGCAAAAUCUCUUAAGAUCUCAAAAUGCAGAAGCAAUUUUAAAUUAUCUUAUUCUCUUUUAGUGGCAUUCAUUUUUGUUUAGGUAAAUCCAUAUGUUGCAAUCCUGUCGUUUGUAGAGAUGAGCCAGUGUUCUUAGGAGAGGGGAGUAGUAGACACAGAGGAAUAAUGAUAAUGCCUCACUAUGCCCAUGAGUAAUACAUUUUAUUGGCCCAGUUUUGAAUGAAGAUAUUAAAGGAAGAUAGAUGUAUUUACAAUGUUAGAUAAUUUUUAAUAAAUUCAUUCACAAGAAUGUAUCCAAGUGGCAGAGAAUCUCAAAAUGGAAUGUGUGAUACUGCUCAUGAUUCAGACAUAAUGAUGAACACUAAAGGGGGUACCUCAUUCAUUUGUCCACCGGAUGUCACUGUUUCUCUAAAAGGCAGCUAUAAGUACACCUUUGACUGUGAGUAAGGUAAUUUUCAAAGGCUGAAAUUAAAAUGGAGGCAUAUUUAUCUUUAGCAAAAGAUUCUUUUAGAUAACAUGAAGAGUUUUUUCUUUAAUAAGUGGCAGAGGUAAAAGGAAGGUCUAAUGUUGAACUGAGGUGAAAAAACUGUACAAUUCUAUGACCCAUUGUAAAAAGUUGGAAUUUUGUAAUAUUUCUUCAGGACAAUUAGAAAUAUAUACCCUUUUCUGCAUGUUUGUUAGCACUGUGAGUCUUUAAAGAUUAUUCCAGUUUCCAAUGGUUUUUAUGGUAAGGAGUCAGUCACAACUUUGUUAUUUAUCAUUUAGGUAUUGAGCACUGGAUUGCAUGGUUGAAUAUGUCUCUAGUCCAUUAUAAAAUGUUUCUUGUAUUGGUAAGAUCAUGUUGUUAAACUGUAUAUUUUUCAGGAUUAAUUGAUGUUUUAAAAUGUUGAGACCAAAAUAGUGUAGAGUUAUGGACAUAUUUUAAUUUAAGUGGGAAAUUAUUAGAAAUAUUUGUUGUAGAGUUUUAUAUAUUAAAGAGAGGUAUUGGUGCAAAUAAAAACAGUAAUAUUAUUGUAAAACUUGUAUAUCUUGCAUUACAGGGUAAGCAUACCCUAAAGAAAUCUUAUUUUAGUAUAGCUACAGCUGCAAUAGUUUUUGAGGGCGUGUCAACAUUUCAUUAUAAAUUAUGGCUUCCUGGUUCAGCAUCUCAGCUGUUUCAACUCUGUCAGCCAAGUUAAAUCUUUUUUGGUGUUGAAAUUUAGUAAGUUGAGUAAGCUAUUUUUUUUCUUCUCCAGUAAUCCACAGUCUGUUCUUUGUGUGGGUUGGCACCUUUUUGAAACUCUUAAAAUAAGGAUAACUUAAAGGGAGCCAAGUACAGUAGUUUCACUUGAGCUACUGCUAAGCACGAGCAGUAGUAGCAUUUUGUUCUCAUUAAAUUCAGUCUUCUCAGUGUCACCUAGGUCUCUUGGUAAUUAGUCACAGGUUACAUCGAGUAGAAAGGUAUCUGCUAUCAACCUUAGGAAGAGGGAGUUUUGGUCUUUGAACUCCUUGACAAAUUAAAUAAACUUAGUAGGGUGUCACAAUAAAAACAAAACAUGAGUAACAUUAAUUCAAAAAAUGUUCAUUAACUCCCCACCACCUAUGUGCAAGAUAUAACACCGUGCAUUAGGCAAAAUAGUCUCAGCUCUCAAGAACAUGAUCUUUUAAUAGGGUAUAGGGUUUCUACCCAGAAAAGUAAAUAGAAGGUAGCUUAGGGAAGGAAAGAUCACUAAUGACUAGGGGGAAUCAGGAUAGGCUUCAUGAAUAAGGAGGUUGGCACUUUUCUCUAAAGUUUUUAAUUUAUUUCCUUUUAACUUCAAAGGACACUAAUUUUUUUUUUAAUUGGGGGGAGGGAAUGGAGGAGUUAGGAGAUGGUGGUUUUUUGUCUUGUUUCAGGGCCCUGAGUAUAUAGGACCUCUUUGCAAAUUCAGCUAUAAGGUAAUAAUUCAAUAAACUUUUAAAAUCAGAUAUAAGGUAAUAAAUAUGAUUUAUCUUCAACUUGCCAUUUACUUUUUAAAAAAUCACUAGCAAGUAGGAUUUUCUUUAAAGUUAUUUAGUAGUCAUUCCUUAACUGAAAGUGAUUAGGACCUACCUUCUUUUUUACUAAAGCUUGCAAAUGGCAAUAUUAAAAUUUUAAAUAUGCCUAAGGAUGUUUUUUCUCUAGAAAUGAAUUCCAAUAAUAGCUUUAUAUAGAAAAACAAGCUCAUUAUUUGAAAGAGCAAAAAGAAUGCAAGUGAGAAAUGUUUUUUGACAAUUACAAAACAAUUUUAUAUAACAAGUCUUUCAUUAUUAAUACUAAAUUAUAAUAGUUUGGUUGUGUGCAACCUGAAGAUCCAGAUGUGUUUUAAAGAUACCAUCAUGAUUUUAUUUUAUUCUGCUGGAUUUUUUUUUUUGAAGUUAGCUUUUUAAAAAUACUUUGUUUACAUUUAAUAUUGAUAUUGCAGCAUUUGAUGAAAAAGAUGGUGAUGAUGAUUUAACUAAAUAGAAUAUGAGCAUGAUUUAGUGUGAAUCUAAAAAGAAUAUAUGUUGUGAAUAUUUUAUAAUGUGGAGAAAUCAUUUGAAACAUCAACUACUCUUUAAUAAUUGUAUUUCCUGAAUAAAUGUAUGUUUAUGACUUUUCUAACUUAAA
Messenger RNA from Monodelphis domestica (gray short-tailed opossum), 4030 nucleotides. It is a transcript of the gene LIN7C, whose product is annotated as lin-7 cell polarity scaffold C. Lineage: Eukaryota; Metazoa; Chordata; Mammalia; Didelphimorphia; Didelphidae. Gene Ontology annotation, molecular function: protein binding. The record is from RefSeq and is a predicted model, not a curated record.